This is a messenger RNA of Megalopta genalis, 1848 nucleotides long. RefSeq names its product DNA-dependent metalloprotease SPRTN (gene mh). Lineage: Eukaryota; Metazoa; Arthropoda; Insecta; Hymenoptera; Halictidae. Gene Ontology annotation, biological process: DNA repair. The record is from RefSeq and is a predicted model, not a curated record. Gene Ontology annotation, cellular component: nucleus. Gene Ontology annotation, molecular function: metalloendopeptidase activity; polyubiquitin modification-dependent protein binding; single-stranded DNA binding.
AUGAAAAAGAGAAUAAAGUCUCAUGAUUUCAAUUUAGCAUACGAGGUAUAUCAACAGGAGAAUUGUUUUGGAUUAACUGAAAAUGCAAUUAUACCAAAAAAUAUAGAUAAAGAGAAUUAUAAGCCACGGACAUUGAUUGAUCAAACCUUAGAAUUAAUUGAUCCAACUCCUAAUAUUUAUACAUUGUUCAUGCAAUUCAAUGAGCGCUUUUUCUGGAAUGUUUUAUUGCCUGUUGAAGUUAAAUGGAGUAGUAGAAUGACAAGUUGUGCCGGAGUAUGUACUUUUCAUUCAAGAAAUAGGCAAUGUGUAAUUUCACUGAGUGCCCCAUUGUUAAAAUUAAGGCCAAGAAAAGAUCUUGUGGAAACUCUAUUGCAUGAAAUGAUUCAUGGGUAUUUAUUUCUAACAAACAAUAAUCGUGACAGAGAUGGACAUGGGCCAGAGUUCUGUAAACAUAUGAAUAGAAUAAAUAAUAUAGCUGGAACAAAAAUAACUAUAUAUCAUAGCUUCCACGAUGAAGUUAAGCUUUAUCAACAACAUUGGUGGAGAUGCAAUGGUCCUUGUCAGAAAAGGGCCCCAUAUUUUGGUACAGUACGUAGAGCUAUGAAUCGUCCACCAGGUCCAUCUGAUUUUUGGUGGAAAGAACACAAACUGAAUUGUAAUGGUCAGUUUAUUAAAAUAAAAGAGCCAGAGAACUUUAAAGCAAAAGGUUCAAAAAACAAAGACAAAGAAAAAUCUACUCCAGAAAGUCAUGGUUCACCAAACAAUAUACUUAACUGGCUUAAUGGAAAACCCAUUUCCAGUAUUACUGACAAGUCAUUUACAUCUACUCCAAAAAAUGUCAAAUCAAUUUCAAACAUUCAGGGUUUGCAAAAUGGAUUGAAAAAGCUUGGAAAUAAUACAAACAAUGUACAUGGGUGGGGUACAGGAGGUCCAGGUAGUUCAAAUUAUUCGAUAAAGAAUACAUCUGUUUGCAGUACACAAUUUUCUUCUUCUGGAACUAUUGGAGGUUCCAAUACAGGAAAAAGCAAUUUAUUAGACAAAUUUAGUAACAAUAAAAAAUAUUUUGAAUCAGAUGUGAAUAUUCAGGUACUAGAUAAAACAAUUAAUACAUUUAUUAAUGGAAAAUUGGAAAAAUCUAGUAAUUCAAUUAAGGAAAUAAAGCUUGUAGAGUGCCCUGUAUGUGAUAACUUUAUAUCAAAUAAUGAUCUAAGUAAACAUGUAGAUUUGUGUUUAACGACAAGAGACAAACAAUCAACUUGUAAAGUUAGCAUUAGUAAAAUACAACCAAAAGAAGGGGAUUUUAUGUUGUCACGGAAAAGGAAAAUUGAUAUGGAUACAUCUUUAAAUAAGCAACCUAAGUUAGAUAAAUCAAGACUAAUAGAUUGUCCUGUAUGUAAUAGAAGUUUCGUACUUAAUGACAUAAAUGAACAUCUUGAUAAAUGUCUUUCAGAAACAGAUGUAGAUGAUACAAAUCCAUCUAAAAGUAAUAGUAUAAUUUCUGUAAGUAGCUCGCCUAGUGAAAAUUUAUCUUCCUCAGUUAUUGAUGACUUAGAUAUUUAUCGCGUUACAAAUUCUAACUUAAACCAGGUAACCAAAACUAAUGAUUUCAAAUGUUUAGUUUGUAAUGUUUUCAUUCCUCCUGAGAUUUCUUUGAAGGAUCACUUAGAAGAUUGUAUUGGAAGUGUAUUCAAUGAUGACUCAACAGAUUUUGAUAACAAGAGAACAGCAGACACAGUUCUAGAAAUAUCAUCCAAUCAAACUGAUAAAUAUCCCUGUCCUGUUUGUAUGGAAUUAAUAUUAGAAUUUUCUAUGAAUCAACAUUUAGAUUUAUGUCUCAAAAGCACGUAA